CACAGCUGUUUUGACGUCUUGACGUUCGGGACCGUGAUUGUGUGAACGUUAUUUUGUUUCGUCGCGAGCUCUUUUCGAAGCGAAUAAAAUUGUCUAUCGAUAUUUGUAAACGAUUAAUUGGGAUCACGGGAAUUUGUGGGGGCGAGUGUUUUUGGUGCGUGUACCCCUUUGUUCCAUCGGGAGUGUGUUUACGUACGCGAGUGACGAAGAUCCCGUUUUGGAGAUCGACGACAGCAAAUUUUACUACCAGUGAAGAGUACCGGCGAAAGUCUUGUUUCCCGCGUGUGAACCGAAAAAUUCGAUUACGGAGUGACGACGCAAGGUCAACAACGGUGGCAAAGAGUUUCUCUUUCCCAAAUUGUAGCAAAUUUGAGUGUGCCGCGUGUGUCUUUGUCUGUGUCUGUGUUAGUGUCAAUCAAUAGAAGAGAAAGUGAGGAUCUACUUGAAAUUGUCGCCAAUUUCCAAGUAGCCGAAUCCGUGGGAAGAGGAAAAGCACUUCCGUCCCGCUUCAGUGUUUGUUUAUGUGUCUCAUAGGAAAGCAAAAUAAUAGCGUGUGUGUGUGUUAGAAGAAAAAUAAAAUCGGCCAAUCGAUUCGGGGUGAAGUUAAAAUGAGUGAGCCGACGAAUGGUGCAAGUGCAGAUGCCGACGAAGGCAGAACGAAUGGCUCCACGGAUGCCAAACCAAGUGGCAUUCAGCCGCCGAAGCUUCGUGCUUUGCCGAAACCUUCCGGAAUGAGGCCACCGUCGAUGUCGCUGAGUUCGUCGACCACCUCGCUGGCGAGUACGAGUUCAACAGCACCGGUGGCCUCGAAGGUCACCACCGGUGUACCAGCAUCACCGACAGUGGCAGCUCCGAGCCGCAUUGGGCGGCCUUGCCAGGGCCAUAUCGCACCGAAGGCUGGCCUACCGUCACCGGAACCGAAAAACGGCUCAUCGGACACCACAUCGAGUAUUCUAGCGAGUAGGAUGAGACGGCCUAGCGAUACGGACUACAGCAAGUCGCUGUUGGCAGACGUUGACGAGGAAAGCGAGACUGACCUGGCGAACGAACGAACAUUGAGAUCUUCCCACUCACCCGAUUCCGGCUUCCGAAGCAAUCGGACCUCCCAGGACCGGAAGACGUCAAGUACAUCUACCGGAUCGGAUCUCUACUGGGAGGCGACUGGACGACGCAGGAGCUCAGAUCAAGGAGUUGUCCUGACGACCGACACGGAUGGAUUUAUCAUUGGCCAGCGCGUUUGGGUUGGAGGGCUUCGGCCAGGACAUAUUGCAUACAUCGGCGAGACACAUUUUGCUCCCGGAGAUUGGGCCGGGGUGGUACUGGAUGAGCCCAAUGGGAAAAACGAUGGGUCCGUUUCCGGGAAGAGAUACUUCCAGUGUGAACCCAAGAAGGGGGUCUUCUCCAGGCUGACGAGACUAACAAGAGAACCCUUGCCUGGAGCAAGCGGAGGUAUGAGCGGCGGUGAAAGCUCCCUCGAUCAUAGUGUGAGAUCUCUCACCUCUCCGGUACGCUCCGGUGCCGUAUCUCCGACGCACAGUGUGUCUAGUUUCGCUUCCAAAUCGCCGGCAAUGGGCAAAGCAGCCACCUUGUCGGUUGGUGAUCGUGUUAUUGUGUCUUCCGGCUUUGGCUCUAGGCCCGGCAUUCUGAUGUUUCUUGGCGAGACACAAUUCGCCAGCGGAAACUGGUGUGGAGUGCAACUGGACGAACCCAGCGGCAAAAAUGAUGGUUCCGUCGAUGGCGUUAAGUAUUUCGAGUGCCCAUCCAAGUACGGCAUAUUUGUCCCGAUUGCCAAGGUUACACUCUCACCGUCUUCCCGGAAAACACGCCUAUCCCGAUCGGGCUCGAAGGAAUCCCUCACAUCGGUGGGAACGAUGAGCUCAAUCGCAACCACGGCCACCUCUAGACUUCGUAUGAGCGCGCAGAGAAAAUCAUCGGUCAGCACAGUGCCUUCGACGCCGAAAGCUUCGUUCUCGCUACAGGACGUUUUACGGGAAAAGCAGAACCACAUCGAACAGUUGAUACGGGAGCGAGAAAUCGAUCGGGAGGAGGGCGCUAACCAGACAAUCAUGUACCAGAAGAACGUACAACAGCUGAAGGAGAAAAUUGCGAAGUUGGAAGCGCAGCUGAGCGAGGAAAAGCGUCGCAACGAGGAUCUGCAAUUUAGUGUCGACGAAGUGACUUUCUGCGGGGACGAGCUGAGUGGAAAAACUCAAAAUUCCUUACAAGCGCAAACACAAAUCUACAAGGAGCGCAUUGCGGAGCUCGAAAAGCAGGUGGGCGUUAUCAAACCGUUGGUACAAACAGAGCCCGAUCUUCCAAUACAAAAGCAAGUUGGCAGCGCGGAACUGAACCUUGAGAUCGACAAGCUCAAGGCGGAACUGGUCCAGCGGGACCAGAGGUUGCAGCUUGCCGGCGAGCUCAAACAAUCGCUCGAGGAUGAGAUCAAAAAGCUUCACGAGCGGUUGGCCGACUCGGAGAAGGAUAUCGACAUCAAGGUGUCCAGCUAUCACAUUAGCGAGCAGUGUCUCAAGGAGAAAAUUGCCUACCUACAGGACCAGCUCGAUCUGUUGGGAGUGGAGCUGACCGCGAAGGAUGCCGAGAUGGAGAAACAGUAUCUGGAUCUGAGGAAUGCCGAGGGCCAACGGGAUGAGGAGGUUUCCCAGCUGCAGAAUGAUUUGCGAAGCAAAGAAGCUUUGGAAGCGGAGAGGGAUAAACUCGUGGAGAAGCUGACGGCUGAAGUCGAAACGCUGCUUGGCGAUAUCCGACAGCGUGAUGUGAAAUUGUUGGAAGGCGAGAGUGGGCUUAAAUCUGUACUGGAGGAAAAAGAUGGUCAGAUCAGUAGGUUGAAAAAAGAACUGCAAGAUUUGGAAGCGCAAAAAGUAAGUUCUGAGUUGGUUUACGCAGAGAUGAGUAAGAAGGUUAGCGACCUAAAUGCGAAACUUGUUAGCACUGAGGAACAGCUGGCAAAACACGAAGAAAGCGUUAAAGAGCUGAAGAAGACUCAGCAGUCGUUUGAAGAGUCUCUGAAAAGCAAAGAUAAACUAAUCGCAGAAAGAGACUUGCUUCUCGGUGAAAUCCAAGAACAGCUCAAAGCCAGCUCAGAUGGAAACGAACAACAGCUGGCUCUUCUCUGUGCCAAAGAAAGUGAAUUGGAACAGCGACAACAGGAAGUUGACUUGAAACAGUACCAAAUCUCAAAUCUUGAAGCAGCUGUCGCUAAUCUCAGCCAGAAGCUUGAGGAAGCCGAAAAAGACCGGGAAAGCCGUCAGAUCGAACAUCAAGCUAGUGUGGACUUUUUGAAGAAAUCGAACGAUGAUCUGCUCAAAAAAGUAACCAACUUUGAGACUGAACUACUUGCCAAAGAAAAGCUGCAGGAGGAAAGCGAAACGCUAGUCAGUGCCCUCCAAAGCGAACUGAAGGAACUCAACGUGGCCAAAUCGACUCUAACGCGGGAACUCGAUGAUAUGCGGAAUAGUUUCACUGACAGAGAUGGUGCCCUGGUGAAGAUCAGCGCAGAGAAGGCACAAUUGGCUGAAGAGUUGGAGAAAGUGAGAAAAGAAUCGAAUAGUGCUGUAGCGCUACUGGAAGAACGGCUGAAAAAUGCCCAGGCACAACAUGAGGUCGAUCUACGAAAGGCCAAUGAAACCCUAGAAAAGGAAACGAAAGCCAAGGAAUCGGUCAUCUGCGAAUUGGAAGCAUCGGUAGAAAAGUUGACGCAUCAAAGAAUCGAACUCGUGGCAGAGUUGGAUAGCAUAAAGCUAACCCAGAAGAAUGUCACCGACGAACUUACCGGGAAAAACUCCGAAAUCCAAGAAUUGCACAAACAAAUCAACACUUUGGAAGUGGACGUUUCUUCCAAAACCGAGAACCUGGCCAAAUUACACCAAAGCUUGUCCGAAGGUAACACAAAAAUCGAAACUGGCGAAAAAAGACUUUCCGACCUCCAGGAAUCUUUCGGUAAGCUGGAAAUCGAACAUGCGGACCUCAAGCGGAAAAUGGAAGCGUUGGAGCAGAAGUCCACCCAAAUUCAGCAGCAGAAGACGGAUCUGGAGAAAGAAAUUCACACCCUUCGCUCGUCCACAUUGGACUCCAACUCCGAGCUGGCCCGAACCGUGGAAGAACUCAGCUUGAAGCAGAAGGCACUGGAAGAGCUGCAGGAUGCUUUCGAUGCUACCAAAAUUGACAUGGAACGACGGUUGGACGAGGCAAGUCAGACCAAUUCCAACCUGAAUGAACAGAUUGAGCGCUUGAGGGGCGAGAUGCAGCAAAUAUCUAGCCAGAAGAUCGACCGGGAGAAUGAGCUGAACGUGGAACUCGCGAAGAUCAAGGAAACAUCCGAGGUUGAGAAGGAUAAUCUGGUGCGAGAAAUUGCUGGCUUGAAGGCAAGCUUCGAGGAAGAACGGAAUCGGAUGAUGAGUGAAGCGGAGAUUAAAUUGACAGAAUACGAUACUGAGAAGCGAGAAAUGACAUCGACUGCCGACCAAUUGCGGGAAACUCUUGAAAAAAUGACAGCGGAAUUACAGCGGACGAAGGAGAACUAUGAAAAAGAAAAGCAGGAAGCGGGACAUCGAUGGGAGCAACAAAACGAAACGCAGAAAUCUUUGAUGGAUCAAAUCGAGAACCUACAGAAGGUUAAGACUGAUUUACGUAAAGAAAUCUCCGAUCUUAAACGCUUGAACGAAGAGCAAGGUCAUGGUGCUUCAGCCCUACUCGAUGCCAAAAAUAACAGGAUCUCUGAGCUUGAACAGGAACUGAAAACCGUACAGGACGAAUUCAACACCAAACAGGCAGAGUGCAUAGAAUCAUGCCGCAAGCUGGAACAGAAUGUGGAAACUCACUCGGAGCUUCUCAAGCAACUGGAGGGAUAUCUAUCUCAAAUUCAAGAACUGACCAAUAAGAAGAGCAGCGUUGAAUCCGAACACCAACAUCUAUCCACUGCGUGGAACGAUCUUAAGGAAAAAUAUCAAGAAAUGGAGGAAGAGCAAGUGGAUUUGGUGAACCGGGAAGAAAUUCUUAAAGAACAGCUAGAACAACUAAAAAUACAAGUUGAGACUACUGAAGGUCAAAACCUGAACUAUGUAUCCCAACUCAAUUCCAAGGCUCAAGAAUCGAUCAAGCUAUCCGAAGAGAUUCAAUCGCUUAAAUCUCUCCUCGAACAGGAAAAGAAUCGUCUGGAAAGCGCUGUUAGCGAAAAGGAGACAACAAUACAAGAAAUGAGCACAAAACUUGAGAAACUAACUCCGUUGGUGAAAUUAACCGAAGAACUUCAGGCGGAAAUCAAUUCCAAAACACAGCUGAUCGGUCAACAAGAAGAUGAUAUACAGAAACAGAAUGCUGAGCGAGAAAAUCAGCAAAAAACUAUCCAAGAACAACGAUCAGCUCUCGAGCAACGGGAUACCGAAUUGCAACAACUUCGUGAAGCAUUAUCGCAGAAGACGACUACAACCGACCAGUUGACAGCUAAACUACAAUCAUUGGAGAUGUGCCUUACUGCGACGAAUGAGGAAGGACAAAAAGGCGCUACAGAGAUCGCCAAUCUCAAGGCGCAGCUGGAGAAGUCCGCAUCCGCCGCGAAGGAACAAAAUGAGACCUUGAAAGACCGGAAUCGAACAAUCGCUGAGCUGGAAACAAAACUGUCCGCCCAAAGCGAACAGUUGGAGGAACAGCUAAACCGUAAGAAAACAUCAGAGACUAAAAGUUCUCAAAUAAUGCACGAAUUGAACCAGAAGCUGUUGGAACUGGAAAAGAUGAAGCAGCAGGAAAUCGUCGAACUGCAAGCCCUGCUAGCGGACACCACUAACCGAUACGAAACGCUGAUGACGGAAUCCAGGCGGACUGAGGAAUCUGUGCGAUCCACUGGGAAACGUCACCAGCAGCUGGAGUACGAGAAGCAGGAGCUGCAACUGCGUGAAACUGAGAUGCAGAUAGAAAACCGAAAGCUGCAGAGAGAGACUGAAUUGCUAAGGGCGCAGCUUGCGACGAAGGAAGGUGAGAUUAAGAAACUCUCCCAGGAAGUGGCUUCCGGGACGACUCCGGCAUCGAUUCUCCCGGUAGCCGCAGGCUACCUUUCGUCGAACGACGAAAAUGAUCCCUCACAAAUCGAUUUCCUCAAGUCGAUCAUCGUUGAUAUGCAGAGGAAAAACGAUAAGCUCAAGCUACGAAUUCAGGCCAUGGAACAGACUAGCAUCGAUGGGAUUAGCCACAAUAGCAGCUUCGAGUUCAGCAAACGCAAGCCAGUGCCCCGGAUGUUCUGCGAUAUCUGCGACGAGUUCGACCAGCACGAAACCGAAGAUUGCCCGAAGCAGGGCUCGGAUAGUCCGCCGGAAUCGCUGAAGCACCCGUUGGGGGACGAAAAGGAGCGGAAGAUACCUCCGCCCCGGAAGUACUGCGAGGGAUGUGAAGUGUUUGGACAUGAGUUCGGCGAAUGUCCCGACGAUGAAACGUACUAGGAUCGAACCAGUGAGACAGGACAUGCGCGCACGCUCCCAAAAUGCUGUUUCUGUUGUACAAGUAAUUAUUGUUCUCGUUGUACCAGUUAUUUCAGAGAGCCAAGUGUAGUUUUUAAUUAUGACAAGUUAUUUAUUUCAACACAUAAUAAUGUCCAGUGGCCAGCGAAAAAAAAGUAACUAAAUCUGUGACUGAUAGCAAUAUAUGCGGAUAGAAUAGCACAUCGAGAGGGGCGACAAUAGAUUUCGUUAUAUGCACAAACUAUAAUUACAUGGCAUUUUAUAGAUCUUCACUCUCAGAAAAUUUGUUCGGAACCAGUGAAUCACAAAAAAAACCUCAGUGCAGUUACACGAUAUUACUGUUUUAUUUAUGCUUCAAACUGUAGCUAAUGUUUAUCAUUAAUAUAGAUAGAAAAAAAUAAA
Toxorhynchites rutilus septentrionalis is the source of this 6869-nucleotide messenger RNA. RefSeq names its product restin homolog (gene CLIP-190). Gene Ontology annotation, biological process: cytoplasmic microtubule organization. Gene Ontology annotation, molecular function: microtubule plus-end binding. NCBI's taxonomy places the organism in Eukaryota, Metazoa, Arthropoda, Insecta, Diptera, Culicidae. The transcript has 16 exons. The record is from RefSeq and is a predicted model, not a curated record. Gene Ontology annotation, cellular component: nucleus; microtubule plus-end; cytoplasm. The coding region runs from base 609 to 6449 and encodes 1946 amino acids.